CAUGUUUGUGUUGUUCUGUUUGUGCUGGUGCUGUCAGAUUGGUGUGUUUGGUGCAGAAACAAAUGAAAUACAGUCAUUGUCAGUGAUGGAGGGAGAUUCUGUCACUUUAAAAACGAAUGUUGCAGAAUUACAUGAAGAUGACGACAUAACAUGGAAAUUUGGAGCUGAAAAGACUCUCAUCGCUAAAAUCAGCACUGAGAAACGAAUCUGCACAUUUAAUGAUACUGAUGGGAGAUUCAGAGACAGACUGAAGGUGGAUCAUCAAACUGGAUCUCUGACCAUCACAAACAUCACAACUGAACACACUGGACUCUAUGAACAGCAGAAAAGGGGAGUGAAACAGACAUCAAAAACAUUCAGUGUUUCUGUUUAUCGUGUGUUUGGUGAGUCAGUGUCAGUGAUGGAGGGAGAUUCUGUGACUCUCAACACUGAUGUUACUGAAAUACGUGAAGACGAUGACAUACGGUGGAAAUUUAGAGCUCACAGUUCUCCCAUAGCUGAAAUCAAUAGAGAUAAACAAAUCUUCUCUACACAUGAUGAUGUUCUUGAUGGGAGAUUCAGAAACAGACUGAAGCUGGAUCAUCAGACUGGAUCUCUGACCAUCACAAACAUCACAACUCAACAUGCUGGACUCUAUAAACUACAGACAAGUGGAGCAAAACUGACAUCAAAAACAUUCAGUGUUUCUGUUUAUGCUCACCUGCCUGUUCCUAACAUUACCAGACACUGUUCUUCAUCAUUACCAGCAUCAUCAUCAUCAUAUUGUUCAUUGCUGUGUUCAGUGGUGAAUGUGGAUCAUGUGACUCUCUCCUGGUACAAAGGAAACAGUUUAUUGUCCAGCAUCAGUGUGUCUGAUCUCAGCAUCAGUCUCUCUCUACCUCUGAAGGUGGAAUAUCAGGAUAAAAACACCUACAGCUGUGUGCUCAACAAUCCCAUCAGCAACCAGACCAGACACCUGGACAUCAGUCAACUCUGUCACACAUGUGCAGGUGUGUUUAGUGAGUCUGUGUCAGUGAUGGAGGGAGAUUCUGUCACUCUAAACACUGAUGUUACUGAAAUACUUAAAUACAACAACAGUGGAAAUUUGGAGCUGGCAGUUCUCUCAUAG
Onychostoma macrolepis is the source of this 1108-nucleotide messenger RNA. RefSeq lists its product as uncharacterized. The record is from RefSeq and is a predicted model, not a curated record. The coding region runs from base 2 to 1108 and encodes 368 amino acids. Lineage: Eukaryota; Metazoa; Chordata; Actinopteri; Cypriniformes; Cyprinidae. The transcript is spliced from 5 exons.